AUGGGCCGCGCUCGUUGUCCAGCUGCGUGGCUUCUGCUUGCGCCGGCCGUCUUCCGGAAUGAAGUGACCUGGCUGACGCCCCGACCAUCUUUCAGCGCAGGCCAUCUCACGCCUGCGCGCCAACUGCGCAGUCCGCCGGGUGGCAUGUUGCAACGCUUGCCACGGGGCAGUGGCAAUGGCACUGGCGAGUCCAGCCGGCGCGGUGCACUGGCUGAGUGGGCACAGGGUGCGCUGCAGUCUGCAGGCACCGUGGCGGCUGCUGCUGUAGCUUUCUACACCGGUGCGAAGGUGGCAGUCUUUGGCUCUCCUCGUCUGCCGGAGCUCCAAGGACCCUUCAAAGAUGUUGGCUCAUCCCUGGAUCGCUUUGCUGGCCUGCGCUGCCGAGUGCUGUAUCCCGCGCAGCGUGGGAGCAAGGAGGCGCCAUACCUCUCUGAAGGCCAGGCGACCUCCGAUGCCAUGGCUCGGCUGGUCUUCUUCCCCGGUUUUCUGCUGGAGCACCUGGGCUCCGCCUCCUCCGGGUGCUGGGAGGAUGCUGCUCCUCUGUCAUCCGAGCGUUUCCCCAUCCUCGUCUACUCCCACGGCCAGGGAGGAAACAUGGACAUGGGCACCUACUUCCUUAGGCAGAUCGCGAGCUACGGGUUGAUCGUCGUCUCCGUGGAGCAUCAGGAUGGGUCAGCGUCUACUGGUGACACCUCCAAUCCUCGCCCUUUCACCUUGACGCGGGGCCAACUUGGCGUGCGGUUUCGUUCUCAAGAGCUCGUGCAGGUGGCCCGAGCACUGCAAGCGCCUGGGGAGGUCCAGCGCUACGGGGGCGACCCGGCGCGGAUCUUCGUUGGCGGGCACAGUUAUGGCGGCCCCACAGCCAUCCUCUCAGCUUAUGCUGAGCCGACCCUUUUCCAAGGCUUGGUGCUCCAUGACCCUGCGCUGAGCUCGGAGAUGCCCAAGUUGCAGCAACCGGUAUUUUCCAUCGUCGGUGACGAGUAUGCUGGCAUAGCCAAUCUGGUGAGCCAGGUGCUCAAAGUUUCCAAGCCAGACGAGUCCCAGGCUGCCCGUCCGUGGGUUGGGGCUUGGCACUUCACGGGAAUCAGUCAUGGGAACUUUGUCGAUGCGCCGUUGUGGGCGCCGCUUUUCAUCAUGCAGCUUCUGCGAAUAAUUCUGAUUCCGGCGGCUGGGCCGUUCGAGCCGGCGGAGGCCCAUCGUGCGCUGGCGUCCGCUGCUGCGGACUUCGUCCGCGGCACCAGCACCUCGGAAGGUGCAGGGCCGUGGGAGCGGCUGCAAGAAGCCGCGGGCUGA
Messenger RNA from Symbiodinium sp. CCMP2456, 1293 nucleotides. The record is from the annotation of a GenBank genome assembly. Lineage: Eukaryota; Dinophyceae; Suessiales; Symbiodiniaceae.